AUGGCCCGUUUGCAAGAGAAUGAGUGUGAGCCCUUGAUUCCCUGUAGUACUUGUACUCGCAGCUUGAAGUCUGCUGCUGUAACAGCCACCAACCUGGUCGAGUCGUCGACAAUGUCAACCGGCGAUCAGCCCACUUGCCUUUCUGGCGAGCCUACAUCUAAGCAUGUCAAUAGAAAAAUCGAUAUCGCUCUCCUACCCUUUCUGUCACUACUUUAUCUCCUGAACGGCCUCGAUCGAUCUAACGUGGGGAAUGCGGAGACUCAGGGCUUUACGACAGACAUCGGUGCUACCCCGGAUGAUCUCAAUCUUGCAGUCUCGCUUUUCUUCAUCACCUUUGUCCUGCUACAGCCUCCCUCAGCUGCGAUGGGGAGAUGGCUUGGCGCAAAGCAUUGGAUCACCAUCAUCAUGAUUGGGUGGGGAGUCUUCACAGUAGCACAUGCCUUCAUUCGUGGCCGGAGAGCGCUUAUUGCUGUUCGGCUCAUGAUUGGAGCAUGUGAAGCCGGCUUCUAUCCUACUGCUAUCGCAUACCUCUCAGCCUUCUACUGCCGGUACGACCUCGCAGUCCGUAUAGGUCUGUUCUAUGGCCAGUAUGCAAUAGCUGGCGCUUUCUCGGGAUCAAUUGCAUUCGGCAUUUUCCACCUCAAUGGCACUAUACUGAAAAACUGGCAAUACCUAUUCAUUAUUGAGGGGGGUAUCACCAUAGUCGUUGCAUUCGUUGCUUGGUUUUGGUUGCCCCAAGGGCCGGGAUCAGCCUGGUUCCUUACAGAUGAAGAGCAAAUAUUCGUCACACAACGCAUCAUCAAGGACAAUGCCCCCUUCAUCGAUCAUGAAUACAGCAACGAUGGUAUACAUAAAAAACGCCUUACAAGACGGGACAUUAUGGAAACAGCCAAGGACUGGAAGCUUUGGUUUAUCCUGGUGUUCAAUAUCUGUGCAAGUGUACCAAGCCAAGCAUUCUCCGUCUUCAUGCCUAUGGUUGUUCAAGGCUUAGGAUACUCAUCCAUCGAGGCAAACCUGAUGUCUGUACCCCCUUUCGUUUGCGGUGCUGUAGGCCUCUAUCUGUUUGCCCUCAGCUCAGAUCAUCAGAAAGAGCGAGGCUAUCAUAUCAUCAUGGGAACAUGCAUCGCGCUAGUGGGUCUUGUCGUAACUGUGACUACGCAGUGCCACAGCAUUCAGUACAUAGGUCUAUGCAUCCUGCUGUUUGGCAGCUACGUCUCAGCCCCUCUUACGGCAGCCUGGCUGAGUGGGAAUAAUCCUGAGCCAGGUAAGCGCUCCCUUGUCUUAGGGGUAAAUGGGUUCGGCAAUCUUGCAGGUGUAAUUGGCAGUCAGCUGUACAAGAAGAAACAUGCACCAAGAUACCUCACGCCUUUUUACGCUACAUUGGGAUUUGUUGCAGCUGCGCUUGCAGGCUACAUAGCUUACAGGUAUAUUCUCAAGGCCACCAAUGCGAAAAGGCUGGCGAUGGCGAAUUCGAUGAGCGCAGAAGAUGUAGAAGCAGAGCGUCUAGAUCGGACUAGAUAUGCGGACGCAAAGUGGACAUUCUUGUAUGGGCUGUGA
Molecule: messenger RNA, 1557 nt
Organism: Bipolaris zeicola 26-R-13
Lineage: Eukaryota; Fungi; Ascomycota; Dothideomycetes; Pleosporales; Pleosporaceae
Exons: 7
Coding region: 1-1557 (518 amino acids)
Biological process (GO): transmembrane transport
Cellular component (GO): membrane
Molecular function (GO): transmembrane transporter activity
Source: RefSeq, a predicted model, not a curated record